This is a messenger RNA of Bactrocera dorsalis (oriental fruit fly), 2518 nucleotides long. RefSeq names its product cryptochrome-2 (gene phr6-4). Gene Ontology annotation, biological process: circadian regulation of gene expression; entrainment of circadian clock by photoperiod. Gene Ontology annotation, cellular component: nucleus; cytoplasm. NCBI's taxonomy places the organism in Eukaryota, Metazoa, Arthropoda, Insecta, Diptera, Tephritidae. The coding region runs from base 788 to 2389 and encodes 533 amino acids. The transcript has 2 exons. The record is from RefSeq and is a predicted model, not a curated record. Gene Ontology annotation, molecular function: DNA binding; FAD binding.
CGCGUCACUUUUUGCAAUUUUUUUUUCUUGUUUUCCAGUAUCUCCCAGUACGCUAGGCACACACGCUCACCGCUUUCACUACACUUUUGCAACCGUUUCUGUAUUCACUAAUAAAAACAUUUAAAAGGCGAAUUUCAGGCACUUCUUUUGCAUAAAACUUUCUGCUCAAGAUUUUUCGUCUUAUCUUUGCUUUAAUUCGGCUGCUAAACGGUGUAAACUGUAAUUUUUUGAAUGAAAUAUGAGCUGCGGGAACAAGAACCUGUACAAGAAUCAACUGGAAGCCGUUCAACGAAAAUUAAUCUGCAAACAAAUAAGAAAAAUUAAAAAACAGAGAACUGUCAAAUCGGAAGACAAACGUCAAAAUCCACAAAGCUGAUUGGAAUUCACGAAUGAGCUGUUAAAGCAAACGCAAGUAAAUCACACAGUGUUGUUUCUUUCCCAUUGAGCGGGAGGUUUCGUUGCAAAAUCAGAUGUUAAUUUAAUUUUUUACGUACACAAACAACUUUUAAAUAAGAGAAGUAAUGAAGUUAAUGAGUUUAAAAGUGAGCUACAAUUUAGAUGUCAUAACGAGUGCGUUUUGAUUGAGAAACAAGCAGAGAACGUAUAAUAUCUCUGCAACAAGUCCGGUAAAUAGGGAAGAGUGCUGCCAAGUUUCAUAUAUACUUCCAAUUGGAAUUGGAAUGCAAUUUUACAAGAACAGCUGUUAUUUGUUCCGCUAUUUGACAGAGUCAAGUGCAUUUUUCUUGCGUAAAAUUUUAAAAUUUGAAUUUAAUUCCGGCAAUGAGCCAUGGAGUCAAAAAUUACGUUGGUGCAUUGGUUUCGCAAAGGACUACGUGUACAUGAUAACCCAGCAUUAGCUCUGGUUUUCUCCAAAGCAGUAAGCCAACCCACAAAAUAUUGCGUGCGACCGAUUUUUAUACUCGAUACUGCGUUGUUGGAAUGGUUGCGCGUUGGCGCGAACCGUUGGCGUUUUCUGCAACAAACACUAGCAGACUUGGACACAAAUUUACGGAAAUUAAAUACGCAAUUAUAUGUGGUGCGCGGUACACCAGCUACAGUUUUUCAACGCAUCUUUAAGGAGUGGCGUGUGAGUUUACUAACCUUUGAAAGUGAUAUUGAGCCAUAUGCAUUGAAGCGUGAUGCAGAGAUUCAACGUUUGGCUAAGGCAGCUAGAGUAAAAGUGGAUGCAUUUUGCUCGCAUACCAUAUAUAAUCCAGAUUUAGUAAUUCAAAGAAAUGGUGGCAAUGCGCCACUAACGUAUCAGAAAUUUUUAAGCGUUAUCGAAAAAAUAAAUGUGCCAUUGCCGGUGGCGAACCCCGAGAGAUUGUCAGAUGAACAAAAGCCCCCCAAGGAUACAAUGGAGCAAGAAAACACGAAUUGCUAUGCAUAUCCGACAUUAGACGAACUUGUGAAGCGGCCCGAGGAAUUAGGAGAAAACAAAUUUGUUGGCGGCGAGACGGAAGGUUUACGCCGUUUGGAUGCUUCGUUGAGCAACGAAUCAUGGGUUGCUGCUUUUGAGAAACCAAAUACUGCACCGAAUUCGCUUGAACCCAGCACAACUGUGCUUAGUCCCUACCUGAAGUUUGGUUGCCUCAGCUCACGCUUGUUUCAUCAGCGUUUAAUGUCGAUACUUAAGCGCCAAACCAAACAUUCCAAACCACCCGUAUCAUUGUUAGGACAAUUGCUCUGGCGUGAAUUUUACUACACAGCCGCAGCGUCUGAGCCAAAUUUUGAUCGUAUGUUGGGUAAUAAAUUCUGCAUGCAAAUACCAUGGGAAACCAACGAAGUACAUUUAUCAGCUUGGACGAAUGGGCGUACGGGUUAUCCAUUUAUAGACGCCAUAAUGCGUCAAUUGCGUCAGGAGGGUUGGAUCCAUCAUUUAGCGCGCCACGCUGUUGCAUGCUUUCUAACACGUGGUGAUUUAUGGAUCUCUUGGGAGGAGGGCCAAAAAGUAUUCGAAGAAUUACUGCUCGAUCAGGAUUGGGCAUUGAAUGCCGGCAAUUGGAUGUGGCUCUCAGCCUCAGCAUUCUUUUAUCAAUACUUUCGUGUCUACAGUCCGGUUGCUUUCGGCAAGAAAACCGAUCCAACUGGCGCUUACAUAAGAAAAUAUGUACCUGAACUUGCCAAGUACCCAGCAGGGUGUAUUUAUGAACCUUGGAAGGCAACUUUGAGCGCACAACGCGAAUAUGGCUGUGUGCUGGGCGAAGAUUAUCCACAUCGUAUAGUUAUUCACGAAACUGUGUACAAGGAGAAUAUAAAACGCAUGACAGCGGCUUACAAAAUAAAUCGUGAAGUGAAAGAGGGCAAAAGUCCAUGCGAUGAAAGUGGAAAGGACAAACGUAGAAAGGUAGGAAGUAGCACACAGUUGACAAAGAAGCUACGUACCUAAUACGACAUACGACGUAGUAGUAUAUAGUAGUAUAGUGUUUUUUGUAGUAAUAAGUUACUAUAUGACAGAGCUUUGUUAUGUUUAUUAAACAGUUAAGUUUAUUAAAAAUACAUUACCAAUGACAUGAUA